AAAAGAAAAGGAAGGGAACACGAAGCCCUUCUUACUGAGCUUGUUUUCUAGACAUUUAUGCAAACGGACAUUCAAAACUGCAGUACAGAUGAUCGGUUUCACGUUCUUAUUAAGCACUAUCAACACUAAGCACUGCAACUCAGCGGUCUAUGCCAAGCCCCUCCUCGAAGCUGACAGAGUGCCGUGGGGGCGAAUCACGCCUGCGGAUCCAGCUAGGGGCGGGGCGUUGGAUCCCAUUGGCGGUCGUGGGUGCCCCAGUCUCUCUUUCCCGCCAGCCUGGGUUGCAGAGAAGACUCCGUGCCUAGGAACUCGAGAAGGUCGUUUCCUUUUAUUGCUUGGCGGAAGUGCGUCUUUUUACACGCAGACGCCGGCGAUUUCUCAUUUGUUGGGGCAAGCUGGGAAGCUUUCCGGGGGCAUUAUGUUUCCAGCUCUUCGCCACCUCUGCCAGGGUAUUCCCCCUUCACCUGUUUCCAAUGUGGGCCUAGUACGCAGAUACUUAUCCUGGGAAAAUGAACAACGCUGUCGCAGGUUGCUGCAGGCAUCCACCACCCAGUAUAAAAAAGAGCCUGUGUCAGCAGCUGUUCUAGUGUCUCUGUGUACUGUGGCGGGGGUUCCAGCUGUCCUGUACACUCUGCGUUCCAGCACCAUGACUGGCACACACAAAGGAGAUGUCAGCUUCCCAGGUGGUAAGCGUGACUCCCGUGACCGUGAUGCCAUCGCCACAGCACUCAGGGAGACUCAUGAAGAGCUGAACUUGCAACUAGGGGAAGACUGCGUCUGGGGAGUCAUGAAACCUGUGCCUGACAGGAGAGGAUUGGCUGUUGCUCCUGUUCUUGCAAACCUGGGUCCUCUGGAGCAUCUGACCCUGAAGCCUAACUCCCAGGAGGUUGAGACUGUGUUCACACUUUCCAUUUCCCACUUGCUGCAAGAAGAAAACCAGGGCUACACAAACUUCUGCCAGAAGAGGCAGUACAGCUACACAUUGCCUGUCUUUCUGCAUGGUCCUCACCGCAUAUGGGGUCUCACAGCAAUAAUCACUGAUUUGACUCUAGAAUUACUGGCUCCAGAAACGUACCACAGGCGGACUCGAAUUCAGGCCACUCGCUGACCUUUGCAACCUGUAUCUAAAGGAUGACUUCUAAGCUCUGUGGCCCUCUUCCAUGAUAUUUAUCAAAAUACUUGAUACAGGUAAUUCCACCAGCCAGAUCCUGAUCACUAGCAUUUUGGAAAAGUAAGGGUAUUUGCCUUUCUCCUUCUACAGCACCUGGGCCCCUGAAGCAAAUGAUUAUGUGUCAUUAAGAGGAUGAGAACCACUAUAGUAAUCUAUUCUUCCUACUGCUGCUGUAGGGCCUAUUUUUGAAUAAAAGGAAUAAUUUGGCACUGAA
Molecule: messenger RNA, 1385 nt
Organism: Sphaerodactylus townsendi
Lineage: Eukaryota; Metazoa; Chordata; Lepidosauria; Squamata; Sphaerodactylidae
Gene: NUDT8
Product: nudix hydrolase 8
Exons: 5
Coding region: 89-1108 (339 amino acids)
Molecular function (GO): coenzyme A diphosphatase activity
Source: RefSeq, a predicted model, not a curated record